CAUACACUGUCGUUCACUUACACCGCCGCCGCCAACAGCAGCUCGUCUUGAGGCAUGCUUCGCGUCUUCCGGCCAGUAUGCCGGCAAUGCGCAAGCAAGACCCUCGCGAGUCCAUCUCGUUUCGGAGCAGACCAGCAACUCCGACAAAGUAGCACGCGAGCAUUUUUCCCACCACGCCACACGCGACCACGAUCAUUACCGCUCUCCUCUCCCGUUCUUCGACGCUUCCAAGGCCAAUUUACGCACGCGAAGCCUCCCUCGCCCGCUGACCUCGGCGCACCGAAGCAAGCGAAACAGUAUCGCAAGAGCCGCAAAUGGCUCCGUCGCCUGAUCAGGACCUCUCUCGCAGUGGCCGUGGUGCUAGGUAUCGACACACAGUUCUAUGAUGCCUGUCUUACUCGCAGCGUUCGGACGUUCUCCAUUGGUCUGCUUAUUGCUCUCGACUAUAAGCUCAACUUUCGCGCCGACCCAUGGAUUGGCGACAGCGUUGAAGAUUUACACCACCGGAGUGCAGUACGAGUGUUCGAACUGCUUCGUGCCAAUGGAGGGCUAUACCUGAAGAUCGGGCAGGCCAUUGCCAUGCAGAGUGCUGUGCUGCCACCGGAGUUUCAAAAAAUGUUCGCGAGGAUGUUCGAUGAUGCGCCGCAGAACGAUUGGAAAGAGGUCGAGAAGGUCAUUCGAGAGGACUUUGGCAAGAGUGUGGAAGAAGUUUUCGGCGUCAGCUUCACGGGAGAGCCAGGGAAGGGGAUUAUGGAGAGGACGGCGAGAGCGUCUGCGAGUGUGGCCCAGGUACAUUGGGCACGCCUGCCAGAUGGGCGAGAGGUCGCAGUCAAGGUACAGAAGAAGGAGAUUGCCAGACAAGUGGGAUGGGACUUGUGGGCCUUCCGGGUUGUGAGCAGAAUCUACUCGUACUGGUUCGAUCUGCCUCUAUACCACCUCGUGCCAUACGUCUGCGACAGACUUCUGGCAGAGUGCAACUUCGAGUAUGAGGCUGAGAACGCCCGACAAAUGCGCAGACUCAUCCAAGGUGAACCGCGACUGCGGGAUCGCGUCUACAUUCCUGACGCCUAUCCUGAAUUGACUUCCCGCCGCGUCAUGACCGCCGAGUGGAUUGAGGGCAUCCGUCUCUGGGAUAAGGAAGGCAUCACUGGAAGUUGGCAAGGCGGCUGGCGUCGAGGCUCUCCAGGUGCAGGUGGCAGUCAGCUUCCUCCUGUUCCUCAGACGCUGCACCAAUCCAUCCCAACCAACAACCCGAAUGACGAAAAGCUUAAGCCCACUCGCGACGAAUGGCGAGGUACAGACAAAAAGGGAGGCCUCGGACUCGCCUUGAGACCAGUCAUGCAGACAAUGGUCGAUCUCUUCAGCGCCCAGAUGUUCCUCUGGGGCCUCGUCCACUGCGAUCCCCAUCCUGGCAACAUCUUCAUUCGUCGAAAGCCCAACGGCAAGCCCGAACUCGUUCUUAUCGAUCACGGGUUAUACAUCAAAAUGAACCCCAAUUUCCGCAAGCAGUAUGCGCUUUUCUGGCGUUCACUCAUGACCUUUGAUGACAAGACCAUCAAACGAAUCACGAGCGAGGAAUGGGGUAUCAACGCGCCUGACAUCUUCGCAAGUGCCACUCUCAUGAAACCGUAUGAAGGUGGCGGCAAUAAAGUCAUGAAAGAACUGCAGUCCAUGUCCAAGAAGGAACAGAAGGAGCGGCAAUUCGAAAUGCAGCAACACAUGCGGAAAGGCAUUCGAGACAUACUUGCGAACCAGGACAAAUUCCCGCAAGAACUGAUCUUUAUUGGUCGAAAUUUGCGCAUCGUGCAAGGCAAUAAUCAGUUCCUCGGAAGUCCGGUCAAUCGUAUCAAAAUCACUGGAUACUGGGCCAGUCGUGCCCUGACUGAAGAUCGAGACGCGACACUUGGACAUCGCUGGGCUGAGUAUGGGAGACAUUUGUUGUUCAAUGUCGUCCUGCUGAGUACGGAUUUGUGGUUCUACUAUGCGAAGUUCAGGCAGUUCCUGGGACUGGGCAGGGGAAUGGACGAUGAUAUUGAGCAGAGUAUGAAAAAGAUGGCUGAAGGGAUGGGUGUGGAGUUGCAGCAUGGAGUGUUUGACGGGUGAGGUCGUCCGGUUUUCGCAUCUGUGGUGACGAUGUGUACGACGAAUACGACGAAAGGGGAGAGGCGAGAGCGAGCAAGCGCUCGAUGUAUGGUUCUUGUCGAUGGUUCAGGUUUGAGCAUUUCCGUCCAGAGCGUGAUCUGAUAGAUGUACAGAGGUAGACGAAGACGUCGGAAUACAGGACCAGCUUAUUAUUCACAUCUGUCCUUUGCCCUGCUGUCUGUUCAAACAUUCCACUUGCAAAGGCACCCGCGUAUCGUAUCCGAGCUGGCGGGCUUGGUACUGCCGUACAGAAUCGUCAUUUCCGGAGAAGUGACAGCCUACCAAUGAGUCUAGAUCAGAAUCUCAUGGUUCCACGCGAUUUCCGAGAUGUUGCCGGACGCCCCAAUAUUCGAUAUGUCUUGCCUCAAAGUGCGGCUUCCCAGACCAUCGUCCGCGACUGUGAACUCGAUAUCAC
Messenger RNA from Cercospora beticola, 2557 nucleotides. Its product is annotated as ABC1 kinase family protein. NCBI's taxonomy places the organism in Eukaryota, Fungi, Ascomycota, Dothideomycetes, Mycosphaerellales, Mycosphaerellaceae. The record is from RefSeq and is a predicted model, not a curated record.